Messenger RNA from Camellia sinensis, 411 nucleotides. Lineage: Eukaryota; Viridiplantae; Streptophyta; Magnoliopsida; Ericales; Theaceae. The record is from RefSeq and is a predicted model, not a curated record.
AUGGCUUUAUCAUCACUCACUCUCAUCACCAAAAACACCGAAAACAAAGCAGAGAAACUGCCUUUAAAGAGCAUGGACACUCCGGAGGAGAACAAGAAGCCUAUGCGAUCGAAGAACGUAAGUCGAUUCCUUGUUCAACAAGAAAAGAACCCGAGACAAGCCAACAAUUGCACCAGUCACCAUGAAACUUGUUUCCUAGCGAACAAUUCUACGUGCUGCAACAACAAAUGUGUGGACACAAAAACUGAUCAUCAAAAUUGUGGCAAGUGCAAGAAGAUAUGCGAGGUCACAGAAACGUGUUGCGGAGGGAAGUGCGUCAGGCUAGCGUACGAUAAGAAGAAUUGCGGGCGUUGCGAUAACAUGUGUGAUGGGGGUCUUCUCUGUAUAUAUGGAUUGUGUGAUUACCCUUGA